CCCACCCCGCAACACGCCUCCGAUUCCUCGCGCGCCUCAAUUUCGUUUGGCGCGCGCAUGUCCUGUCGAUCCGCCUCUAUCCGUCCGUACCAGCGGCGAAGUCGGGCGGCUCUGCUCUCUGCUGCGAGCGGCUAGGGUUUCAGCCGAGCUCCGGGGCGCCGGGGGAUGGCGGCUCAGGGAGGCGAGGCGGCUGCCGGAUCCGACCCCAAGCCCAACGAGGGCUGGAGCGUAGAGCAGCCAAGCUCAUCUCAGUACCAACCUUCAGCAUCUGGUCAUCAUGCGUGGUCUUCUUCAAGUGGGGCUUCAUGGAACUAUCCAGUGGAUAAUUCAAACCAAAAUGCAGUUUACUAUGAUCCACAAAGGGAUGUCUCAGUUUCAGGAGCUACUCAAAAUGUGACAAGUGGUGCACCUCAUGUGACUCAACCGGCUGUUGGCACAGCUAAUGCAACCAAUACUUAUGCACCUUACUCAAAUUCUGUUCAACCUGGCUACAAUGCUGCACAUUAUCCAAACUAUUAUUAUAAUUAUCCACAACCAGCAACCGAUUCUUCUGUUCACCAAGGAGUAGAUCAAAGUUCAGGUGCUGCAUAUCAGCCUCUUACUUCAUUUCCAAAUUCAGGAUCUUACGUUGGUCCUACAAGUAACUCAUAUUAUAAUGCUGGUGCUGAUCAGACUGCGCAAGCAUAUGCUACCAACAACUAUUAUUAUCAAAAGAAUGCCUGGUCUGGAGGAAGUUCUGGAGAUGUUCACGCCCAGACAUAUCAGACUUACACUCCAUCAGAUACUAAUGCUGCCCAAAGUUCUUGUUCUCUGCCCACCACUUCUUUCCACUAUCCUCAACAGUACAACCAGUGGUCUAAUUAUUAUGACCAGCCUGCACCAAACUGCGGUGGCUUCGCAGUUGCCGGCAGCAGUGCUUCUGAUACAAAAUCUGCUAGUGUCGGUUCUGGUUAUGCAUAUCCCAGUACCCAGCCACCUCCACCAGGUACUACCCAACGGAAAAAUGAUGCUGUUGCACCUACUGCACCUCCCCAGGCAGCGGGAAUCACAGGGUUUCAAAGCCAGCACGUCAACCAGGCACCAGGCGCCCCAGGUUUUCAAAGCCAGCACGUCAACCAGGCACCAGGCGCCCCAGGUUUUCAAAGCCAGCAUGUCAACCAGGCACCAGGUGCCCCAGGUUUUCAAAGCCAGCACGUCAACCAGGCACCAAGCGCCCCAGGUUUUCAAAGCCAGCACGUCAACCAGGCACCAGGCGCCCCAGGGUUUCAAGGCCAGCAUGCCAACCAGGCACCAGGUGCCCCAGGGUUUCAAAGCCAGCAUGUUAACCAGGCACCAGGCGCCCCAGGGUUUCAAAGCCAGCACGGCAACCCGUCACCAGACACUCCAGGGUUUCAAAGCCAGCAUGUCAAUCUGGCACCAGUCACACCAGGGUUUCAAAGCCAGCAUGUCAACCCGUCACCAGACACUCCAGGGUUUCCAAACCCCUAUGCUAAUAAGACAGUUGCUGUCUCAGGGUUUCAGAACCAUUAUGCCAACCAGGCACCAGCUUACCAACAAAACUCUACAAGUCAUAGCCAGUUACCAUUAAGUAACCAACGAGAUCAACAGAAAGCUUUGCAUGCGCAAGGUCAAAGCUCAAAUGUUUAUUCAGUCAAUCAUGUUAAUGAAAACUCUCAACCAACUUUGCAGUGUUUUACGAAAACAGUUGCCAGUGUAAAUAAAGUACACAUCCCGACAAACCCUCGAAUAGCUCCAGGUUUCCCAAUGUCAAUGCCCCAAACUGGGAAGAAAUUAGAAGUUGAUUCAUCGCUAAAACCUGCUUAUGUUGGUGUUAACAUGCCCAAGAAUGAUGUGAAUGCAGCUCAAGAUGGUCAUGGAGCUGCAAUUCAGGGAUCAUUCCCUGUUUCACUUUGUACUUAUGUCGAGCGGAAUCUUUCCCGUUGCAAGGAUGAUGCCCAGAGAUCUGCCACCCAAAGCAUCAUGAAGGAGAUAAUCACCAAGGCAACUGCUGAUGGGACCCUUCAUACUAAGAACUGGGACAUUGAGCCGUUAUUAGCUUUGCCAGAAAAUGCCAAAGGCACAUUUAUGACAAGCAACGCAAAGGAUUCAAGUCCGUUCUCCUUUUCAACAUCUAGGAGGAGCCCGAGUAGACGUACGAAAAGUAGGUGGGAGCCAGUUGCAGAGGAAAAAGUAACUAACAACGUGGAAGUUUCGAAAGAGCCAGCAAAAAGUAAUGCCUGCACUACUUGGGAAAAUACUAGAAGAACGGGUAACACUUGGAAUCUUGGAAACUUUGUCCAGUCGCGUCAGGCUCCUCCAAGCCAAUGGAAUCAGAGGCCCUCCAAAAAGCAGCGGAUUGGUGGUAAUACGAAUCUAACAAAAAACGGGAAUGCUUCAAGUGACAGUGAUAAGGAGCAGGAUCUUACGAAAUAUUAUGCCAGUUCAAUUGCACUAACAAAUUCACCCGAGGAGAAGAAGCGACGGGAGCAUAGAUCUAAGCGAUUUGAACGUGGUCAGGGUGCAUCAUCAAAAUCUAUGAGUUCCAUACCACAUAAGAAUGGAGCAGCCAAUGUAUACACAAGGGGAGCCAUUUCAAUGCUUAAUAAUAUAAGUAAUGGAGAUGGUGCUAGCUUGGCAGUGGAGGACAUCGACUGGGACGCACUUACAAUUAAGGGAACAUGUCAGGAAAUCGAGAAACGAUAUCUACGCCUUACAUCCGCUCCUGAUCCAGCCACUGUAAGGCCAGAAGAUGUCUUAGAGAAAGCUCUUCACAUGGUUGAAACAUCUGAAAAGAAUUACCUCUAUAAAUGUGAUCAAUUGAAAUCUAUUAGGCAAGACCUUACUGUUCAGAGGAUUCAGAACGAGCUGACUGUCAAGGUUUAUGAAACUCAUGCACGCCUAGCACUUCAAGCUGGAGAUUUGUCCGAAUAUAAUCAGUGCCAAUCUCAACUGACGAGAUUAUAUGGUGAAGGAAUCCCAGGCUGUCAUCUUGAGUUCUCCGCUUACAACUUGUUGUGUGUCAUGUUACACUCUAAUAACAAAAGAGACUUGCUUUCAUCCAUGGCAAGCUUGUCAAAGGAGGCCAGGCUAGACAAAACAGUCAAGCAUGCACUUGCAGUUCAUUCUGCUGUUUCAUCUGGAAACUAUGUCAUGUUCUUUAAAUUAUACAAGAAGGCACCUGGCUUGAACUCAUGUCUUAUGGACCUCUAUGUUGAGAGGAUGCGUUUUGAGGCAAUAAAAUGCAUGUCAAAAUCUUAUCGGCCAACUGUGCCUGUGAGAUAUGCUACACGAGCUUUGGGAUUCACAAGAGUCGAUGAACUCUGUGAGGCUAACGUGGCUGAUGGAUUGGAAGAAUGCGAGGAAUGGUUAAGAGCACAUGGUGCUGUUCUUGCAGUAGAUGAAAAUAACGGAGAGUUACAGAUAGACACAAAGGUCUCUUCUGCUUCUCUAUACAUGCCGGAGCCUGAUAAUGCUGUUUCACAUGGUGAUGCAUCUCUUGCCGUAGAUGAUUUUUUGGCGCGAGCAUCAUAAAGAAUGUUAUGGUGAUUGGGACAUGCAGAUGAAAUGGAUCACGGAUGAAGGGUAUGCACUGGCUCUUGCAACGAAUUGGCUUCACAAACAGAAAGCAUGCAGCAUGUGAGUAGGCAACCUUUUGGUAGCCUCACAUUGUGCUCUAAUGCCGUUGGAUGACUUGGAUCUAUUGGCAAGUUCUGAUAAGCGAUAACUCUCCAGCUCUAUGGGUCCCAUAUCACGAUCAAAAGUAUGGGCAGCACUAACAGACAUGAAUCACCUGGUAAAAGUUAUAUAUAGGUCUGAGCAUUGCUUUUGCACUGCCUGCUAGACAUAAGUAUAUGUUGGUGAGAAUGUGGUCGACCCAGUUCAGUGUGUUGUACAAUUUUUGUUCACAUAGGUGUUGCUCGAUGUCAGUUUUCGUCAAAUUCGACAAUACUGAUACUCUGAAAUUUUGUUCCCUCAUUUUCUCAGGAGAAGUCACAUAUUUCGCAGGGUUAGAACUCGUGGUAAGAGUGACUAAUGUUUCAUUUUCUGUUACCAUGUAGUGGACCGUUGUAAACUGCACAACAAUGAAUAUGCAAGUUUGUUUGUUGUCUUGUGUUCUGAGUUGGAAGAUGUUUUCUUUUCUU
This is a messenger RNA of Triticum dicoccoides, 4142 nucleotides long. RefSeq names its product SAC3 family protein A-like. The record is from RefSeq and is a predicted model, not a curated record. The transcript is spliced from 14 exons. The coding region runs from base 166 to 3531 and encodes 1121 amino acids. Gene Ontology annotation, cellular component: nucleus. Lineage: Eukaryota; Viridiplantae; Streptophyta; Magnoliopsida; Poales; Poaceae.